UUUUCUAAGAUUUCAUGCGACUUUUUUGCGACUUUUUCGGAAAUUUAUGCGACUUUUCGUGACUUUUGUUGUAAAUUUAUGCGACUAAAGCGACUUUUUUUGAGUCUUAAAGACGAUCCGAGCCCUGUUAUAGUUCUUCUAUGGAUAUUAAAUUAAGACGAAAAACUUUACAUCCCAACAAUUUUGAUACGUUUUUUUUGGCUCCAUUUAACAUUCUUAGAAAAACUGAUAAAAUUUCCAAAUUUCUUGUUAUAAUGAACUUUUGGUUUAUUAUAUGAAACAUUAAUUUUUGGAGUAAAGUACGUGGAUAUGUAUUUUAUACUAUAUAUUAAGUUUCAACCUUUCAACAUAAUAAUUAUAAAUUUUAAUUAGAAACAUUUAUUGAAUGCAAUGCAACCUGUGCACCAUGGUUCACAUGCAAUACAUAAAUUGAAAUGAGAAAAAGAUUUUUAAAUCCAAUUAAUGCAGGAGUGAUUCAAAAAUUGUAUGAAAAUGAAUUUAGAGACUUACAAUGUCAUUAUAAUCGAAAUGUAAGAACGCCAUAUUUUUGCUGUAACGAUAAGGUAUGUAUAUAUAGAAUUAGGUGCCUAUAUAUUAUAUUAGGACAAUUACAGAUACAGAGGCAAUAUUGAUAUUUACUCAUAUUUUCAUUUAUAGAAAGAAGAAUUUAAGAUUGAUUAUAAUUCUAUCCGUCAUCAUCCAAAUCGUCAAUUAUUUGAAGAUGGUAAUUGUGCAAAUGGAAAUUUCGUUCUUCGUAGACUUGAUGAAAAUUUUUAUCAAGCUGAUAUUCGUGAAAUUUCUUGGAGAGCUUUAUUUAAAUUUGAAGGCAGACUUAUUUUAUCUGGCACUUUAAUUAAUAAUCGUUAUGUCCUCACUAGUGCUCGUCAUGCUAAACGUUUCGAAAAUGGUAAAUAUACCUACGUUAUUCAUCAUUGUUGUACAAUGAACAUUGUACAGAAUAACAAAUUUGAUCUACUUUUAAAGAAUUUGAAAUUAUAGCAUUUGAAUAUUUUGCAAUAUCUGAUAUUGUAAUUGAAAAAUUAAAACAUAGAUAUUCGAAACUAUUUUUUUCUGUAUUUUUUAACUCAUUUUUAAUGAUUUCUUACUUUUUUAACUAUAAUUAUACAAACUUUAAUGUUAUUUCAGCACUUCAAAAAGUUGUGGUAGUAUUGGGAGAUUAUGAUCUUAGCAAAAGUCCUGAUUGUCAAACAAUGGAAAAUGGAAAAAAUGUUUGCAAAAUGAUUGAAAUUGUAGGAGUUGAAGGAAUCUAUUUUUCAUCAGAAUUUUAGCGAAACUGAUUUGACCAAUAACAUUGCUUUAGUAAGACUAAACAAUGAAAUUGAAUUUUCAAUGGACAUUUAACCAGUUUGUCUGCCAUUCACUGAAAUGCAAAUACUUUCUCUACUUAAUAAUAGGUACACUGUUUAUGGACAUGGAAUAUCCUUCGAUCAUGGUAGUGAAACUAAUAUUACAACAAAGAACUCUGUGUACAUUAUGGAUAGAUACGAAUGUGAAGUACUUUACAGAAGGAUAAGUAAUGAUGAGAGUAAUAGAAGAAGAAAAUUCGAUGACCAUGUUUUCUGUGUAAAACCAAAAGAAAUUCCACCUGUUUGCGUUCCUGAUGACGGAGGAGCUUUGUCGCAAAAUCGUGGAAAUAUUCAUUAUCAAAUGGGUGUAGCAAGUUUUUCUAAUGAUGUAUGCUCUCUACAACUACCGUUUGUUUAUACGAACGUUACCCAUUACUUAAAGUGGAUUUUGGACACAGUCACAGACUAAAGUUGUUAUAUGCGAGCUGAAGUAGUCGAAAAGAAUUUUUUUCUUUAGAGGAUAAGAAUAUUUGUUGGAUCAUGUAGGAAUUUUCAUAGUAGGAUAUCUAGUUUAUAAAUGUGAUACUAUUCUACACGUGUUAUUAUGUUGCACAACAUAUAUGGCAACAAAAUGAAGAAAUUAAAUAUUUAAAUACAUUGGGUUACCACUUACAUUUUUAGGUUAUACAUUUAUAUUUUUAUAUAUUUAACAAUUCAAUAAAUUUAUCCUUCUUUUGAAUUUAUUUUUUUUUGAUCUUUUGUACGUUUGGAACUUUUAGUAACUUGGACCUUCUGUCUAUUGGAUUUUCUGUCUAUUGGAUUUUCUGUCUAUUGGAUCUUACAAAUUUUGGAUCUUUCAGUUUGGACCUUUUGUCUUGGAUCUUUUGUACCUCAAUCGUUUAUAAUUCUAAUCUUUCGUUGUCAAAUUAUU
Leptopilina heterotoma is the source of this 2238-nucleotide messenger RNA. Its product is annotated as serine protease 48-like. Gene Ontology annotation, biological process: proteolysis. The coding region runs from base 1387 to 1776 and encodes 129 amino acids. Gene Ontology annotation, molecular function: serine-type endopeptidase activity. The transcript has 2 exons. The record is from RefSeq and is a predicted model, not a curated record. NCBI's taxonomy places the organism in Eukaryota, Metazoa, Arthropoda, Insecta, Hymenoptera, Figitidae.